AUUAAGUCCUUAAAAAAGUACAAAAAAGGGGUAAAAGGAGUGGAGGAAGACUUCAGCCAAAGAUAAAAAAUAAUUCGAAACAUCCCUAAAAAUGGACUGCGGCAUGUACCCCCACUCAAAAUGCCUCUGUGGAGGCAACUGUGAGAUCUCCUCAAGCUCCUCGGUCUCCGAAAUUCGAGUUUCCCCGGUGCCAUGCGAGCCUCGACACGAGAGAUCCUCCUGCUGCUGCAGUUACAAUCCCUCCACAGACACCAAAGACGACGAGAUACACGACUUGGAAUUCGCCCUGCGUAAACUCUCGGUAAUGAAGUGUCAAAUGAAGAAGUGGAGGUUGGAGAGGCUCCAGCUCGAGAGCGAAUCUCGUUCCCUGAAGGAGAAACUCCAAUCUCUAGGUGUCAAUCCCCACCUGCCCCUCUCGCCCGACCCUCUUCUCGUGCACUACCGCACCGAGAAUUUGCGUCUCGAAUCGGACAAAGCUGACCUAGAGGACAAGAUCAGAGACCUCGAGGAGACCAUCACCGAGCAUGAAGUCUACUCGAGUCGUUGCGAUGGAGCCCGAGUAAUUCGCGAGAAGAUGCGGGUGCUCCGCGAGCAAUUUCGCUUCGACAAGAAAAAGUUGAGAGACGAAAUAGCCGAGCUGAGGGUGGGACUGGCCAAUGCUGAAGACGAAACAUCUUGCGCAGGAGUGAAUCACCUGCGGGCAAGACUCCGAGAUUUCAUGAGAGCUGAGGGGCUGGGGGACAGUGACAAAGGGGAAUGUCAAAUUACAGCCACUGUUGAAAGAAUCGAGGGACAAAUGAUGUUCACCGGUAGUUGCGAUGAGAUGAGAGACGAGUACGCGAGAAUUCUAGUGGAAAAUGAGAGACUAAAACGUGAAGUUAAAAUGAGGGAGAUGAAUGCAGUGGAGAAUGGUGUUGUUGAAGACACCAAUGACAAGAUUAUUGGGGACAAAGGGAGGAAAUGGAUAAAAACCAGGGAACCAUCAAAGGACUCGGGUGAAGAGACUUUUCAGGGUGAUGAGGGAGAAGUGGAGCCUUCGAUUCUUAUGGGUUUGGAUACUUUGGCCGGGGGGGAGGAAUGGGGGAGAGAGUGUGAAGAUGCUAUCGAGGAUUUGAGGAGAAAACUCGCGGAGAGGGAGACGGUUAUUCGGGGAUUGCAGAAACGAAUGUCUGAGGACGCUGAUAGAAUGACUGUGAGUCACAGAGUGGUGAUGGAGGAAGUCGCUGCUGCCAAGGAUGAGCUGAGGAAGAGGGAUGAAAAGAUCCAAGAACUCCUAGGAACUCUCGGCCGAAGUUCCCUGGACUUGCUCGGGAUGUCAUCAGUUCAGAGUGAGAUAGAAGUGAUGAAGCCCCAGCUGUACGAGCUAUCAAUAGAGCGUGAUAAAUUAUUAGAGGAAAUCCAAAAAAUUCGUGGCGUUGUGUCAGACCGAAACGAUCAAAUUAUCGAGAUUCUGGAGCAACGUGACAAGCUAUUAGAUGACUCAAGUGCCAAGAUAGCAGCUUUACAAGCUAGGAUAGAUGCCCUGCUGGGACAGGAGUUGGUCUACCGUAGAGAGAUUGAUGGGCUCAAGGAUCAGGUUGACGAAAGGGAGAUACGUGAGACAGAGCUGAGGAAUAGAAUUGCGGAAUUGCUGGGACAAUGCGAUAACGCGAGUGUCCUUGAGGAUAGAAUUAGAAGUCUGGAGAUGGAACUCACAUCGGCUAAUGAUAAUAACAUCAUCAGUGAAAAUUCACUUGCAGAACUGAGGAGAAGUUCCAAACUUUUGAAUGAUGAAAAGAACAAACUGUUGGGUAAACUUGAAGAGGCGGACAAUGAGACAGACGUGUUGAAGCGAAAAGUAGCAGAGUGUCAUGAGGAGUGUAAAAAAUUACAGGAAGAGAAUCACAAUAUUCAGGAGCAACUGGAGCAAAUGAAGAAACACAUUGAAACACUCAAGGAUGAAAAUACCGAUUUAAAAUUAACAUGUGAUAAUCUUGAAGGGGAUAAAAGUCUUUUAUCUGAGAAGAUGGAUCAAUUCGAUGAUGAACUCGAGCGAGUGAUGGCCGAGAGCUCGAAAUUAGCGCAAGAUAUGAAAGAUUGCGAGUCGGAUCGGGAGAAAUUGGGAAAAGAAAAUGUUGUGCUCAAAGACGAACUUGAAAAACUCAAGAAAAUUUUUGAUGCCUUGAAAAAUGAAAAUGAAGAUCUGAAGAAUUCACUGGAUCUUCGAACAGCCGAAAACACUGAUUUGAAGUCAACUUGCGAAAAUCUCUUGGGGAGUAAAAAUAAUUCAGAUGAGGAGAAGAGUAGACUAUUGUCAGAUCUUGCUGAAAUUACAGUGGAACUAGAGAAUUUGAGGACUCAGCUGAAGGACUGCAAUUCCCAACUAGAGAAGCUACAAACGAAAAAUACAGUAUUACUCGAUGUUCAAGACGAGGUUGAGAAAAUGACGAAGGAUGUGCACUUACUCGAGGUCGAGAAUGAAGGAUUGAAGGCCGCUCUAGACGAUAAAGAAUCAGAAAAUAGUGGACUGAAGACGGAGCUGAAGGACAUAUCCCUGAAGAACGAAAAACUAACGGCUCAGCUCGAAGAUAUGUCGCUAAAAAAUCAAGAACUGUCGCAAUCGCUCAAUGAUCUCGCUGAAUUUGCAUGCAACCUUGAAGAGCAGCUGAAAAACCUUCAAUCCCUGAACGCUGACUUGCAGAAGAAUCUGGACACAGCGAUUUCCGAGAUAAAUUCGUUAACGACAACUGGAGACGCCACUAAAAGAGACCUCGAGGCUUUGAAAUCAGAACUAGAAAAGCUGAAAGAUGAAUUAUCUGCCGUUAAAUCUGACCUUGACACCUGUCAAUCAGAGAAUGACGCGUUCAGUUCGAAGUCGUCAGAAUUACAAGCUGAGGUAGAUCGGUUAAAGGGGAUUUGUGAUGUUCAGAAAGGGCAGUUGGAGGCUUUGGAGACCUCCCUAUCUCAUACAGAAGCAGAAAGGGAUACAUCGUUGUCCGAACUCGGUAGGUUAGAACCGGUGGUACAGGAUAAUACAGAUUUAAAGAACAAGCUGAAGGAACUGGAGUUGUUGAAGGAUUCUCUAGCCUCUGACAAUGAAAAAUUGAAGCUCGAUCUUGAGGGAACGAAGCAGAAGGCUAAAGUCCUGGAACAAGAAUUAUCUGGUCAUAAGAGUGAGAAGGAAAGACUAGCGGAGGAAUUGCAAAAACAAAUGUCCGAUGUUACGAAACUGGAGAAGAAUAUUCGUGCCUCUCAGGAUCUCCUCAAAAACUUGGAGUUCAAAGACUCCGAAUUGAUGUCAUCAAAGGUAAAACUUGAGAAUGAAUUGGCAGUGGUAACCGAUGCCGUUGAAAAACUGAGGGAACAGUUGGCGUUGGUGACUGGAGCUAAAGAGGCCACUGAAUUGGAACUAUUAACGUUGAAGGGGGAGUUGAAAGGUCUGAUAACCAAAUUGGAGGAAAUAGUCAAUAAGAAUCGAGAGCUGGAAGAUGAAAGAGAUGAACUGAAGCGGCAAUUAAUUAAUUUGCAGGAGAAAUUGUCCGGGUGUAUUGCGGAGGGAGUUGAUUUAAAGAAAGAAGCUGGAAGAUUAAACUCCUCUAACAGUACCUUGAAUUCUGAGAACGAGAGACUGAAGAGGGAGGUUGAUGAGCUAACUGCCGACAUCGACUUCUGGAAGAUGGAAAAAUGUAAAGUUGGAUUAGAAAUCGAUAGACUGAAGGGGGAUCUUGAUAAAGCGAAGAAGGAUUUGGAUGACAGCAGAGGGAAAAUUGGAGCCCUCGAGGAGAAUAGUCUGGAGUCUGAAGACAUCAAGUCCGGAGUUGGCGAUCUCCAGAGGGUUCUGGAUGAGGAGAAGAAGUCAAAUGAAAGAAGUUCGGCUAAAAUCGGGGAUUUGGAGACUGAGCUCGACGCUUUGAAGACUGCGCUGAUGAACUGUCGGAGGGAUAAAGACCAACUGAACCUUAAUCUUGAGGAGUCCUUGAAGAAGAUAGCCUCGUUGAAGGGUUCCGCAGAGGAUUUGGCUGACGAGCUGUCUUCUUUAAAGAAUCGUCACGAGGAAUUAAAAGCUGAAAACCGCAAGCUGACAGCAGACACCCGCGCUGGUGAUGACUCCCAGGCGAUGAAGGACGAGGCCUCGACCCUGAAGACCGAAAACUCAGAGUUGAAGGGUAAAAAUGAUGGCUUGAGUGUGGAGAAUGCGAGACUGAAAGCAGAACUUGACAAAAUCCAAACAGCGCUAUCGAUUUCUGAAGCUAGAGUGAAGGAUUUGGAGGUGUCGUUGGAUGACCUGAAGUCGGAAAAGGACAGUGUUCUGGCCGAGUUGAGUAACUUGAGAAGCCAGGGAGAUGCAUUGAGAGGUGCUCUAGAUAGAACUGAGACACAGACCAAGCGAAUCGAUGACCUAAACCUCGAAUUAUCAGCUUUAAAAGAUGAACUGGAAAAAUCUCGUCGCGAGGGUGAUAAAUGCAGAGCAGAGCUGGACGACUUGAGAAAAAAUAUCGUCUCGUUGCGGGAGGAGAGAGCGGGAGUGGAGGGUGAACUUGAAAAAUGCAAGAGUGAAUUUACCAAACUCUCGUCAGAAUCCCAGGAUCUGAAGAAGAGAUUGGCCUCACUGGAGGAGGAGGGACAGAGCCUUCGAGCCAGCAACGACUGGCUGAAGAGGUCUCUGGAGGAGGUUGAGGGGAGAGCCAAGUCCCUUGAAGCUGAGGGAAACAAAUUAAAAGAGGAAUUAAAGAAAGCUGGAGAUCAAAUAGGUGACCUGACGAACGAGAAAUCUUUAAAGGAAUCUGCGCUCCAAGAAUUGGACACUCUGAAGAAGUCAUCGGAAUUGAGAGUUGAAAAAGUAAAGGACUUGGAGUUGGAGCAUGAAAAAUUACUCCAAGAAUUACAAAAAUUGAGAAAUCAAUCUGGUGAUGUUGAUAAAGAGAGAUCGUCAAAAGAAGCAGCGCUGAAGGAGUUGGAGGCCCUGAAGAGCACUCUAGCGAUUCUCAAAAAGGAUCUGGAGGCCAGCAGAGCAGCGGAGAGUCGUUUAAAAAAUGACCUAGAAGCAGCUGUAAACGAUUCACUCAAAUUAAAUUCAGAGCUAGAUAUGAUUAAAGCUGAGAAUAUACGUUUGUCAAAGGACAUUGAGUCAGCAAAGAGCGAUGUGAAUCGUGGGAAACUACUGUUGAGUGAGUUGGAAUCGAGAAAUACCAAACUUGAGAGGGAUCUUGAUGCAGCGACAAGUGAAACGAUGAAAAUUAUGGGGGGAGACCAGAAUGUCAGUGCUGAGAAUGAUAGACUGAAGCGUGAUAUCGAGGGAUUGAAGAAAGAGGUGGCGAGAUUUCAGCAACUCGAGGAGGCAUUAAAGCACAGGGACGAGGAUGGGGAGAGUAUGGAGAUGGUGAUGAAACGUUUGAGAGAUGAGAAUGAGAGAUUGAAGGGUGAACUUGAAAAUAUGAAGCGUGAUUUAUCAAGGGUUGAUGAUGAUUUGGGAAGAAAAACAGACGAGGCUGAAGGUUUUGAUGAAUUGAGGAGAAAAAUGCAGGGGUUGAGGGAUGUGAAUAAAAAAUUGGAAAGUGAUUUGCAGAGAGUAAAAGUGGAAAAUGAUUCAAUGAGGGAUGGAGUCGAGGGAUCGAAAGUGAAUUCCCUCGUUAAUGAAUUGGAGAUGCUGAGAAAGGAGAACGUGAACUUGAGGGCACAAACAGGUCCGACAGAUCAGGGUGACCUUGAAGGGUUGAAGAGGGAGAUCGAGAACCUGAGGGCGGAGAAUUUGAGGAUUAGGAAUGAGGCAGAGGGACUGAGGGACGAGGUCGAGCUGGUGAAGGAGGAGAUCGAUAGAAUAAAAGGGGAGAAUGAUAUUCUAGCUGCUGGGCUCGAUGACUCCAGCUUGCGAACAGCUCUGGAUGAACUGAAAAGGAUUAAGCAAACUGCCGAUGAUUUGAGGAGGGAAAACACUACGUUGAGGAGAGACAUUGAGGAGUGUCAGAGGGAUCGUGGGAGACGGAGGCUGUCGACUGUUAGAGCUACUGACAGAAUGUCAAUACCUGGAGUUAGGAGCACUGACGAGGCGGCGCGGGAUGAAUUCUUCAUGGUGGUGGACUCACUGAAACGGAGAUUCGAUCGGCAAAUUAAAGACGUCACUGGCAUCAGGAGAAUGAUUGAUUUAUUGGGGAAAGGGCUGUGGGAGGAUAAAAGGGAGUCUGAUGAUAUUUUUGGAUCUAUUGACGUACGCGAUUCCGACAUUGCGAGAGUUAUUGGAUUAUCGAUGGAACUUUCUGGUGUUAUCUCGGAGGCCGAGAAGGAUCUCAUUAUGUUGGGAAGAAAAUCUCAAAAAACUCCAGCGAGCUCUUCGGCAUUGACAAGCGCCAGUAUUUUUGACCCAGAGGCGUGGUUACAGUCGCUUCCCCUGACUGCACUGGCAGAUCUGCACGAAAGGAUCUGUGAAUUAACGUCGUCCGUUGUCGGCGACGAUCAGGAUGAACCCUCACAAUCCAGGCCCCCCGAACCAUCAUCGAGAAGUGCCCUCCAGAGGAGCUACAACACCCUGAACAAGAGAAUUGCUGCGUUGCAGCGUGAAAUACUGGCGAAACACGGGGAGGCCGAGGCGAGGGUCAAGAAAAUGCGCGAGACACUGCGUCGUGAGCAGGGAGAAUUAAUUAGAAUUUCGGAGGCGAUGAAUCGUCAGCGAAAACGCAAUUUGGCCCUUCAUUUAACGCUGGAUGGCUCUCCCUGUUGGAUUAAUGACUGCAAAGCCGACUGCAAUGCUAACAUAAACACGAGAGAGAAUUUUGAGGAUUAAAUGGAACCACCCACUCGCUAAAAAGUGAAAAUAAUUUUUCGGAAGGAAUUCUCUGAAUUUAAUUUUGAAAAAAUUCCUUUUUGGGGCAGUGUCAAGCCACAAUAAACAAUUCAGCAAUUGUUUACAAGCGUAAACAAUUUAUUCAUUACGUUCCCGGUAAAAUUGAAAUGUCCUGUGAAAUACGAGUCUAUUGAUUUUAUCAGGAGGAUAAAUGUCAUAAUGAUGAUAUCUGAUAUCAGAUACUCGUGUGCUUUAUCUCGAGUUAUUUUUAAAUCCAAUUUCAAACCGAAUAUCAUUAUCCAUUCGGUGUUUAUGUCACAUGGGGAAGUUAU
This is a messenger RNA of Diachasmimorpha longicaudata, 7089 nucleotides long. RefSeq names its product girdin-like. NCBI's taxonomy places the organism in Eukaryota, Metazoa, Arthropoda, Insecta, Hymenoptera, Braconidae. The record is from RefSeq and is a predicted model, not a curated record. The coding region runs from base 92 to 6757 and encodes 2221 amino acids. The transcript is spliced from 9 exons.